CCUCACUCCUCACUCCUCACUCCUCACUCCUCACUCCUCACUCCUCACGCCUCUCUCCCUUCACCUCUCGCUCCAUCCAGCCUGCAGUCCCGUACCCGACCGCUCUCACUCACCGCACAUCCGCGCUCAGCCGUCCGACUCCGCCUCUCUGUUUCGCGCCGUGGUCGUUGCAUCUCGCCUUCGCACCUUGACUUUCGCACCUCGCGCCAACGCAGAGAGCAGGGCUACGCCUUGGACGGCGUGUAUGAGCAGCGCCAUCAGCGCCUGUUGAAGCGCGGCGCCCACCUGCAUCUUCCAUCCUCGCCCCCGCUCUCUCAGCGAGAUGCAGCCAACCACUCUGCCAGCGCCGCUGCUCUCGCUCUCCCCGGCGAGCGUGGCGCAGCUGAAUGAUCUGAGCCUGGACCAGCUCGCGGGCCUCUGGACGCUCUUCACCAAAUGCGGCUCCUCGCUCGAGUCGGGGCGUCGGCUCGAGAAUCUCAGCUGGCGCCUGUGGUUCCGCGAGGCGCACCUGCUGCCCGCCGACUACGUGCUGCCCGCCGGCCUCACCUCGCAGCUCGUCUCGCCGUGCGACUCGACCCUGGCGUCGGGCGCGCCGAGCCGCAUCGGCACGCCGUCGGGCAGCCGCGCCGGCAGCCUCGUGCUCGCGUCUGCGGCGAGCCGCGUGGCACAGGUGGCGGAGCAGCGCGAGAGGGAGGCGGCGGCACGCGAGAAGCUGCUGCGCCAUCGCGCCGACGCCGAGGCGCGUCUGGAUGGCCGAAGACGCAGCAGCCGGGCCUCUACGUCUGCCAUUCGCCGAUCUGCGUCGGAAGAGAUGGAGGAGGAGGAAGAGGUGGAUGAUGAGGCAUGGUCCGACAAUGACGGGCAAGUCGACGCUGCUUCGCCGCCUCAGCUGCAACAUCCCGCCACGGCCGGCGCCUUGCCUUCCACACGAGGACGUCCGGCCUUGUCGCCCAUCCUCUCUCGUCGCCCUUCCUCCACCGCCACUUCUCUGCACGCGCAAAUGCGCCCCUCGAGCGCCUCUGCCUUUGGCUCGCGCGCGAGGGCGCAGCUGAGCAACCGAGUGCGCACGAGGAGACCCUUGAGCUUCACAGCCGCAGUGGCGGGCCUGGCGAGGGACGAGCUGGCGCUGGGAGAGGGAGGCAGACCGAGCUUGGCGAGAGCACUCAGCGUGGAUGGCGCGGAGAGGAGAGAGGAGAGAGCGACGAACGACAAGGGCAACGCUGCUGUUGGCAGCGCAACGGCAAGACCGGCACUGAGCGACAAGGCCACGCAGGUGGAAGAGUCGCAGGCUUCGACUUCCGCGGCGGCCGUCGAAGCUGCGCAGUCACCUUUGCGUGUUGGCAGUGUCGCUUCAAGCAGCGCAGCGCCUGUCGUCGCAGCAGCCGUGCCCACCAGCUCGACGUCGACAUCCUCUCAUCCCGCCGCUCCCUCCCUCUCCGCCGCCGCUCCCUCCCUCUCCGCCGCUCCCUCCCUCUCCGCCGCAUCGUCCGCACUCGACUCCGCUCAACCAGCAGCCGCGCCGGCGGCAAGCAGCAGCGCCGCGACGAGCGAAAUGCCUCCUCCUCCCUCUGCGCCCGUCCGCAAGCCCGCCGCUCGCGCGUUCCGCGAGAAGAGGGAGAGUGGCGGCAGCGCGAGUGGGAGCAGCAGUCAUAUGCGCGCUUCUGCCUCGUCUUCCGGCCUCGCUCGGCACGCUGCUGGCUCGGGCUCUUCCACGCACGUCGCGCAUGCUGCGCACACGCACAGGAAGGCGGCCAAGUCGGGCACGGGCGCGGCAAAGGGCAAGGCAAAAUUCUUCGUCGAGGCUGCGAGCGCGGAUCAGGAGUUUGAAGACGAGUCGGGCGACGAAGCGGACGGCGCCGCAGAGGCAGCGUGUGCGGGGCAGCACGAGUCGCCCGCUGUGCCUCCCUCUUCCGCCACCGCCGCCGCCGCAGCAGGUAGUGCAGCACCUCGGCCGCCCUCUCCUCGCGGCGGCGGCGCAGACGCAGACGCAAGCCACACAGGCGGUGUGAACGAGCUAAAGCCCGUCGUCUCCGACCUCUCGCUCGCUUCGAAGUUGGCAAGAGCGGGCAUGACGACUACGGCGUUGACGCCCGCGGCGCCUCUCUCGCAGGCACGCGCACCAAGUCCUUCGCCGACAGCUGCACGCGCCCCUUCGCCUGCGCCUGCACAGCAGCAGCAGCAGCAGCAGCAGCAGCGCGAUGUCUCGCCUGCACGCGCCGCCUCGCCCACGCACAGCAACGCUGCCAGCGGCACUGGCAGUGGCAGCGGCAAGGCUCGUCGCCCUCGUUCUGAAGCUGGCGGCUCUCAUCACCACGCUACGCACGGCCAUGCCGCGCACGGAGCGCAUCACGCACAUGCACAUCACGCACACGUGCACCACCCUGCGCGCUCCAAGUCUGGCCUCGGCCUGCAUCGCGCCGCACAUGGUCUGGGCGGCCUGACUGCCGCGAAGAAGACGACGCACGGACGCACGGCCAGUGGAGGCACGCGUGCAAAGGCGCCGAAGAUGGAGCGCUCGACGAGCGACCGGAGUGUCGCAAGCUCGAACCCGCCGAGUCCGGCGAUCCAUGCCAAGGCUCAGCUGGCGCCUGAGCGACCUUCGCCGGUCGCACCGCUCGCUCAGUCACAGCCCGAGGCGUACGUCUCGCCGCCUGCCAAGCCUACAGAGGCGCAGAGGGCGAGCAUUGAGCCGAAGGCGCCUGAGCAAAAGGCGCCCAUCGCUGCGGCGGCAAAGGCGUCCGUCCAGCCGGAGGUGCAGCGCGCCGAGGCGGUGCCCUCAGCGGCACUCAACCGCAAAGGACGACCAGUCACGUUCAUGAUGGGCGGCGACGAGGACGAGUCGGAGGAGGAAGAGGAAGACGAAGCGCCGGCGCCGGCGCAGCGGCGGCCUGCUGCCGCUGCUGCUCCCGCCAAGCAGCAGCCUGCGCCGACGGCAGCUGCGAUCCCUGCUGCUGCCGCUCCGGCUGAGACCGACGAGGAAGGCUGGUCGAGCGACACGACGGUCGACAGCGAGGAGGAGCGGCGCACGCAGGCGCUUGCGCGGCGCCGCGCGGAGGAGGAGCGGCAGGCGAGCAUGUUCCAGAAAAUCCCGGUGCGCAGUCACAGCGCCGCCGAUCUGCGGCACGCGGCGCCCGCAGCUGCAGCCGAGACGACGGGCCCGAGUCCGAUGCUCGACAGUCCGCCGCCCGUGCGUGGCCUGCUCAGCUCCCUCUUCCAUCCCGAACAAGAGCCGCAUCCGCCGCCGGGCCAGCUUGCGGGCCGCCCGCACGCCAGCGCCGCUGAUCUACGACACCGCCCGGCCUCCUCUGCUCUCGCUCUCUCGCGCCUCACGCAGCCCGAGGCGGCUGCUCCGACGCGCUCUUCGCGUCGUGCAGAGCGAAGUAGCGGAGGAGGCAGCUCGCACGCGCCACAGCCGACGCGCACGCCCAGUGCUCAUCCCGUGGGCGACGGCGGACUGCGCACGUCCAAGAGUGCCGUGGCACUGCCGGUGCUCAACACGACGGCCUCGCGCUCUUCGACCAGCAUCAGCAGUCUGGCAGUCACGGCCAUGAGCAACAGCGGCGGCAAUGGCGCGACGUCUUCGCGUGCGCGCAAGGAGUCAUUGCCGCAUGAAGGCGGCGCGGAGCAGAGUGCCGCGCAUGACGCAGCGGGCACUGUCAGUCCCGACGCGGCUCGCUCCGUCGGCAGCAGUGCGGCGCUUGCGCACCUCAGUCAACUCGCGUCGACGCGGCGCUCCUCGAAUGCACGCAGCAGCGGUGCCCUUGCCUCCCUGGCGCGCCGAGCGGCCUCGUCGGAUGCGCCGGCACCCACGCUCUCGCAUGGCUCGCCCUCGGACCGGCCGCGCGGCCCGCCGUCGCCUCGCACCGAAGUGGCGGAGCUAGCGGAGGCGGUGCGAGCGCAACAACAGGUGCCGCAGCAGCAAUCCUUCUCCUCUUCCUCCUCCUCGCCGCCGACGCCCGAGGCAAUGGCGGCGCCGAGCGUGGCGCAGCAUCGUGCCGUGCCGACGCCCGCCGGUCCCGCGGCCAUGGCGCUGGCGCAGACGCCCCGCACGACGCGGCGCAACAUGCUGCGCGACGAGCUGUCGGAGAGCAUCCGGCAGAACCUGCUGUGGGAGCGGCAGAGCCGCAAUCGCAUGCUCGGCAUCGGCAAUCCCUCUGCGGCACGGCAGGCCGAGGCCUCGCGCGCGGCGCAGCAGGCAAACGCGGCGAUUGCGCAGCAUCACCAACAGCAGAUGCAGGCGCAAGGAGCAAGCGCGGCGCACUCGCAGCGCCCGCCUGUCCGAGAAGGGCGCAACCAGACGGUCCUGGGCGGCGGCCCCCUGCGGCCGCUCACGAGCGCGGCGCCGCCGGGCGCGACGCGCAGCAGGAGCGACCACUCCGGCCUCGUGCAGCAGGAGCAGAUGCGCCAGGAACGCCACGAGCUCGAACGCCGCCAGCAGCAGCAGGGAGGCAGCGGCGCAGCGACGAACAAUGCCUCUUCGUCGAGACGCCUCAGCAGCGAGUAUGGCAACUCCUUCCACACCAGCGGCUGGUGAGGCGCCGCGUCGAGGUGCCCUCGCCAAGCCCCCUUCUCUUUCUUUCUCCGCCAAUCACACGCCCUCUCCUGCAUAGUACUAAUUCAUCGAUCCAUUCCAC
This is a messenger RNA of Tilletiopsis washingtonensis, 4634 nucleotides long. RefSeq lists its product as hypothetical. Bases 323 to 4534 code for a protein of 1403 amino acids. The transcript is spliced from 2 exons. Gene Ontology annotation, cellular component: cytoplasm. NCBI's taxonomy places the organism in Eukaryota, Fungi, Basidiomycota, Exobasidiomycetes, Entylomatales. The record is from RefSeq and is a predicted model, not a curated record. Gene Ontology annotation, biological process: regulation of nitrogen utilization; mitochondria-nucleus signaling pathway; negative regulation of transcription by RNA polymerase II.